AUGGCCUUUGACUACGCAUCAAAAGAUUCUUGCGAUGCAACGGAGACUCAGCCCUUGUUAGUAAAGUCACUGGACGUCUCCGCUGUCACAAUUUCAGAGCAUCGUGAUUCACUUCUCGCCAUCGAUGAUGAUAUGGCUAGCACCGGCGUUGGCAAAAGUGAUCUCAAACACCACGCUGGUGUAGGAGGUCUUGCAUCAGGGCAAGAGUCGCUGAGUUUUGCCCCCGAACUUGCGUUGACGGAACAGACUAUCAAGUACGCCGAGACGCCGUGUAAGUCGUAUACUGGCGACGUAGCUCAUGAGGGAAUCAUUGAGGUGUUGUAUCAGGCCCUGAUUUCAAACAGCAAGCACGCAUUUCCACCUGCCACCGAUCAUUUUACAACAGUAUUGGAUCGUCCAAUGUUUGAUAUCGAUAUUGAUAACGAUGUCCGAGAACUUCAGGAAGCUACAGCGGCAUUUUUGGCUGAUCAGUACGACGACGGUGAGUUUGUUGCCACGCCAGGCGACAUCGUUGACCUCGAAGUCGCUACUACGGCGUUCCUAGCUGGCCGCUACGACGGUGAAUUGUUUCGUAUGGAGGGUCCUGGUUCUGGUUGCGGUCUCCUCCUUCCAGACAAGCAAUCUCUUAUUCCAACUUCGAAGGCUGUGGAUAUUGCUCGAGCUACGUUCAACUCCACCAAAGACAAUGUCGAGAUGAUCGACGAGUAUCUAGGCGCUCAACCAUCAUGCGGAAACGAGCCGAACACUCCACUGUUGGACGCAGCCUCCAUGGUGGACGUGUCACAAAAUGACAGCACAUCGUUCUACGACCGCAUGAGCCUAGAAUUGCGGCCUGAUACCCCUCAGCUUGAUGAGUGUUCCAAUCCGCCUUUGACAUGCGAAUUUCCUUCCGCUACGCGGAGCUAUCCACCAGAUCUUUCGGGUCAUCUUUAUCAGCACCCGGACUUCUGCGACGAUGACGAUGGCGAUGAAGACGACGAUGGCGAGUUCUCAGACAUCAUGACAGACUUUUCAGAUAUGGCAUUUGAUGCACCAGACGCUCUAUCGCUCUCGCAAGCAUCAUAUGCCGCAUCUUUCUUCGAUAUUGAGACCGAGACCCUCGUCGCCUAUACGUCUUUGGAUAUGCUCUUGACGAUUGACGACGAGGAAGAGCUUAUUCCUUGUGGGCAUCGAGUGCUCGAUGACGAGGACGAGAUUGAUGCGGACGGCGAAUGUGGAAUCAUGGAGAUUGGCGAAGGGAUCGAUGAUGGUCAUGUUAGGAUCAUCGUCCAUCUUGACGAAUCUUGGUUUGACUGCGACGUGCCAAUAAAUUCACCUGCCACACGGUCUGGUCAGCAUCGCCUGCUGGAAGCUGUCGCAGAACUCCCAACAAUCUUUGAAGAGGAUGAGCCGAGCUCAGUUACACCAGACUCUUCGGCGGUCUUUUUAAACCACCCGGGCCCACAGGGCUCACCAUUACUGCGACGAACUGACCUUCUCGAAAACGGCGAUAAAGGUUAUGCUCUUUUGUUUUCCAAAUCGAUCCCUGCAGUGGUUGCCAUCCCCAAUCUCGCUCAACAUCUACGCCACCCUGAUGUCGAGGCAAAGGCUGUAGUCGACAGCGAACAGGAUCAUGGGCUGCCGCAGCCCGUUUCGUUGUGCAGCACCGUCUUAAAAGACAAGAAUGAAUUCCAGAGCUCUGAGCUUUUUGCUGACGACAUCUGGACCAACGGACCGGACCUCCAGCUUGCAUUCUCAGACGAACAGACAGCCCGCUGUGAAUUUGUCGAUGGAGCUGCAGUCGACCUUUCUCAGUUCCCUGCCGCCGUGUUCGAAGCUGUCCAGGCUCGAUCCUCGGACAACGUGUCAACAUCUGGGGCUGACCUCAAGCAGAAGUUGCGUUCAUUCAGUCACGACUUUCGGGAUCUCGAUUGGACUGAGCGCUUGGACAAGAUCGUCGACCUUGCGAUGAGCCACACGGCGGCACGCAGCCGGCUUGGUUCGAUGCUACUGUGGAAUCGCCUGCACAUCGUACGACAAGAUCCAUCUACAAUUCAUCAGGAUUUGACGCUGUGA
This is a messenger RNA of Ascochyta rabiei, 2055 nucleotides long. RefSeq lists its product as uncharacterized. Bases 1 to 2055 code for a protein of 684 amino acids. NCBI's taxonomy places the organism in Eukaryota, Fungi, Ascomycota, Dothideomycetes, Pleosporales, Didymellaceae. The transcript has a single exon. The record is from RefSeq and is a predicted model, not a curated record.